Anas platyrhynchos (mallard) is the source of this 5361-nucleotide messenger RNA. RefSeq names its product polypeptide N-acetylgalactosaminyltransferase 17 (gene GALNT17). The record is from RefSeq and is a predicted model, not a curated record. Gene Ontology annotation, cellular component: Golgi apparatus. Gene Ontology annotation, molecular function: polypeptide N-acetylgalactosaminyltransferase activity. Gene Ontology annotation, biological process: protein O-linked glycosylation. Lineage: Eukaryota; Metazoa; Chordata; Aves; Anseriformes; Anatidae.
GCCCGAGAGAGGGGCCGGGAGGAGCCGUGCGGGAGCGGGGAGGGAGCGGGAGGAGCCGCGAGGGGCCGCCAGGGCCAUGCCCCCCCCGCCCCGCACCGCGCCGCCGGCGGAGGCAGGCGCGGCGCUGCCGCAGGGCGCCCUGCGCCGGGCAUGAAGUUACGGCGGAGCGGGGCGGGCGGUGCCUCCCCCGGGCGGCCGUAGCCCCGGGGCGGGCUCGGCACAGCCUCGGCAGCCGCCCCGCAGCCCCCCGCAGCGCGGUGCCGGUGCCGGUGGCGGAGCCGUGCCGGAGCCGAGCGAUGUGCGCGCCGCGGCCGGCACCUGCCGCCCCGCUCCCCUAGCGCCUGCUGGCAGCGCGGCGGCUGGAGGUGCCCCUCGGGAAGUUUGAUGGCUUCUUUGCGGAGAGUCAAAGUCCUGCUGGUGUUAAACUUGAUCGCGGUGGCCGGCUUCGUCCUCUUCCUGGCCAAGUGCAGACCCAUCACGGCCAAGAGCGGCGACUCCUUCCACGACGUCCAUCCCCGGGCAGAAGUGGUCAACUUGACAGCCCACGGCAUCGGCUCCAUCCAGGAUGCGGUGCUGAAGAGGCUCUCCCUCCUGGAAGACAUAGUCUACAGGCAGCUCAAUGGUCUGUCCAAGUCACUUGGUCUCAUUGAAGGCUAUGGUGGACGUGGCAAAGGUGGGCUUCCAGCCACCCUGUCCCCUGAGGAGGAGGAGAAAGCUAAGGGACCCCAUGAGAAAUACGGCUACAACUCCUACCUCAGUGAGAAAAUUUCACUGGAUCGUUCCAUACCAGAUUAUCGUCCAACCAAGUGCAAAGAGCUGAAAUACGGCAAGGACCUACCCCAGAUCUCCAUUAUCUUCAUCUUCGUGAACGAAGCACUGUCGGUUAUCCUGCGGUCGGUGCACAGCGCUGUUAAUCAUACCCCAGCUCACCUGCUGAAGGAGAUUAUCCUUGUGGAUGACAACAGUGAUGAAGAGGAACUGAAGGCGCCGCUGGAGGAAUAUGUCAACAAACGAUACCCGGGGCUGGUGAAGGUGGUGCGCAACCAGAAGAGGGAGGGCCUUAUCCGCGCGCGCAUCGAGGGCUGGAAGGCUGCCACGGGCCAGGUCACUGGAUUUUUUGAUGCCCACGUGGAGUUCACGGCUGGCUGGGCUGAGCCAGUACUCUCGCGAAUUCAGGAGAAUCGAAGAAGGGUCAUUCUUCCCUCCAUCGACAACAUCAAGCAGGACAACUUUGAGGUGCAGCGCUACGAGAACUCUGCCCAUGGGUACAGCUGGGAGCUGUGGUGCAUGUACAUCAGCCCCCCCAAGGACUGGUGGGACGCUGGGGACCCCUCAUUGCCCAUCAGAACACCAGCGAUGAUUGGUUGCUCCUUUGUUGUGCACAGGAAGUUCUUUGGAGAGAUUGGGCUCCUUGAUCCUGGGAUGGAUGUGUACGGAGGGGAGAACAUAGAGCUCGGCAUCAAGGUGUGGCUCUGCGGUGGCAGCAUGGAGGUCCUGCCCUGCUCCAGGGUGGCUCACAUCGAGCGCAAGAAGAAGCCCUACAACAACAACAUCGGUUUCUACACCAAGCGCAACGCCCUGCGAGUGGCUGAGGUGUGGAUGGAUGACUACAAGUCCCAUGUCUACAUUGCAUGGAACUUGCCUCUGGAGAAUCCAGGUAUUGACAUUGGGGAUGUCUCUGAGAGAAAAGCUUUGAGGAAGAGCUUGAAGUGUAAAAAUUUUCAGUGGUAUCUGGACCACGUUUAUCCAGAAAUGAGAAGAUACAACAACACCGUUGCGUAUGGCGAGCUUCGAAACAACAAGGCGAAGGAUGUUUGCCUUGACCAGGGCCCGCAGGAGAACCACACAGCAAUAUUGUACCCGUGCCACGGCUGGGGACCACAGCUUGCACGCUACACCAAGGAGGGGUUCCUUCAUCUCGGCGCCCUCGGGACCACGACUCUUCUGCCUGACACCCGCUGCCUGGUGGAUAACGUGAAAAGCCGCUUCCCUCAGCUCCUCGACUGCGAAAAGGUCAAGAGCAGCCUCCAUAAGCGGUGGAAUUUCAUCCAGAAUGGUGCCAUCUUGAACAAGGGAACAGGGCGCUGCUUGGAAGUGGAGAACAGAGGAAUGGCUGGCAUCGAUCUGAUUCUUCGCAGCUGCACAGGACAAAGGUGGACAAUUAAAAAUUUCAUCAAGUAAAAGGUGGAAGACUCCGAGGAGUCUCACCUGAAACACAGCUGACUUGGACUGAUCUGACUGGACUCCUUUUGAAAGGACAAAAUAUCAAAACAGAGCUUUAUUCAUGUUAUUAGGAGAGGACAUGGGGGAAAUGGGCAUUUGUGUCUUUAUUUUUAUUGUAUAUUAGUCUCCCGCAGCUGAUUCCAACUGUGUGAAAUUGGGUCAGAACUGCUAUUUUCUUCUGGCAAGCACUCUAAAAGGUACCACUUAUUUCUGCUGGAAUAAGUGUAAUAAGCUCAUGCAGUCUUGUGAGCAUUUUACUGACAGGGAAAUGUUGUUUUCCCAGAUGACUCCAAGCUCUCCCAAAGGGCCAACUAGGUUUGCACCAUGGUCAGAGUCGAAAGACCCUGCAUAUAUCUGCAUGGCAAGCAUAAAAACUUGCCUGCUUGUGAGAGGAAAAUGUGGCCAAGCUCCAGACAAGCUGCGUUUGAAUGAAGCGGUGUUUCACUGGAUCCUCUUUCUCUUUUUCCUUUCUUGCCCCUACAUUUAGCAGCCCUUUUCUUGAGUCUGGGAGAAGCGAAGCUCUCAGAGACGCCCCAGUAGAUCCCACAGAUCUUUCCAAUCUUUAAUCACAGAUGUCAUUGCACAAAAUCCUGUCGAAUGAAAAUACUGGCCUCCUGUUGUCCCCUCUCCAUCGCCCAAGUGAUGCUGUUUGCCAAACCAGCCCCGGCCCCUCUGCUUAUGGAGACCCUGAAUGACCCUAUGUGACCCUGUGGAAAGACCUCAGAAUUUUUCCCCACAGGUGGCUGCCUGCCGGUUUUGGGGUCGGUCAGACACACAGCAAGCUGUUCUCCAGCUGGGGACCUGGAGAGCUGCAGGUCUGUCCUGCCCCCCUGGUGGAGAUGCUGGCCUGGCACUAGCCCCUUGGGAACCCCUUUCUAUCUCUACACACCCCCCCACCCCCUUUUUUUUCUGCUUUUGGGAUGAGUGUCCUCAUGUGUGCAACAGGCUGAGGGCAAGCACCAUGAGAGAAAGUCCUGCUCAGGCUUCCCUCCCAUGCAGGCUAUGGGUCUUGUCUUUAAGGCGUCCUUGCUCUGAAUGAAGAUAUCAGUAGCAGUGGUCUCUUUACCUUUGUAGCGAUGUAAUUUUCUUCCUGAGGCUUGAGCACACCUGUCCUGAGGCCUGGUCAGCAUGUGGCUAUGGCCAAGGUCCACCCCAAACCCUGCAUGUUUCUGCAGUCCUUUGUGGGUGAUGGAGAUGGAAGGAAGGGAGAGGGAGGGCAAGAACCAAGAAAUGGCAGCUUGGCUGAAAUUCCUGACCUUGGAGUCACUUGAAGCUUCUUAAUAUGAUGGGGUGAUCUCACCUGCUUUUUUUGACCCACAGUAAUCUUUGCUACCAAAUCUACCCAGGCACUGUGGGAGACCAUUGGUUUGGGGUCCUGGUGUCCGGCUAACUGGAAACUGGAAAAGGGAAACGUCUCACAAAGUUGUUUCACACGGAUGCUGGACUAAUGGGUGGAUGCAGGCUUUGCUCAGUGGAGAGGGGAAGCCAGCCCAUCUCCUGUCCUUCUCACAGAAUAAUACUCUUUCUGGUUGCCCUCUGGCUAGGGUGCACUAAAAUAUAUUAAUAUAUGAGAUGUACGUGUAAAUAUGUUCCCAAAGAUGGGAUGUGCACAGAGUUGUUUGCUGCAGAGCACUCAUGCCUGUCUUCCAUUUGCAUCAGGAUAAAGCUACCUGGGUGUUUAAUGACUUUAAUUUUCAAUGCCAUGCAGCAGGUUUAUAACUGAUGUUUUAGUAAUUUAUUGAACAGAAACAGAUAUAUUUCAUUGUUCCUUCUACAGCAAUGAGCAUCACAUAGGACUGAUUGUUCACUUACGCGUGACAAGACUCCCUCAUCCAUUGGAGUUGUCUCUGAUUUUUUUCCCUUGCCUUCCUUAAUGAAGUAAAACCUCUUAGUUGUCCUGAAUUGCAAAGUAGGGAGUCAAUGUAGAAUUUUGCUCUCUUACUCGCUGUUGCAUCAUCUCUUGUGUAAUAAAUUUUAGCACUUACAAAAACUACACGAUUACAAUGUCUUUAGAUGCAUGAUGUAUUUCCCCUUGCAUUUGUUGCUGCCUUCUAAGAAAAGCAGUUUGCUAAUGAAGUGGACUCCAGGAAACUCUGUGGGAUUUGAGACUUCACAGCUAAUGGCCAAAAUGGUAAAAUGCCCUUUAAUUGAGCAAUCAGUUUGCUGUCAGUCGUCAGUGAGAGCCACAUAUUGUUUAGUGUUGGGAAAAGCCUGCGUGUUUUGGGAAAAAACAACCCCAAAGCCUUUGGAUGUUGCCUGUGUUAUCAUUCACGGUUCUCGGCUCAGCUCUAGUCCUGCCAGUGCUCAGGGCGCCAGCAGAUGGGCUUUGUCAGAUCUAAUCGUGGUGGGACAAGGUGUCACCACCCCCAGGCAUCCAUCUGCUUCAACUGUUGGAUCUGUCCCCAUCAGCAGAAAGUGAUGUGUGGCUGCACCUCGGCUACUGUAAUUUGCAGGACUGGCUUCAGCCACCAAGCAGGGGGCUUGGCUCUAUGAAACCCAGCGGAUCGUUGGCUGAAGUCACUUCAGGACAGCCGCGUGGCUCUGCUCCAGAGCCGGCAGCCCCUGGCAGCAGUGGGGUGCAUCUCCAGCUGCAUGGUGGCAUUUCUUGGAGGUGAUGUCCAUGCUCUUGUAAGCUUGUUCUAGGUGGCACAAACCCACCUGGUGAUGGUGAUCGCAGUGGUGAUGGGCUCUUUGAUGAAAAAAUUCAAAGAUGCAUUUCCUUCGUGCACCGUGAAGAAAGCAAAUGCCUGAAUACCUAAAAGGAAGGGGAUGGUGGAGAUGAACACUGCUCCAGGACCUCAGCUGGGGCAGAAAGCUUGUUGAGGUGGUUUGACUGUUCUCACUGCUGUACAUAGAGUGCUUUAAAAUGCCUGAAAAGCAGCGGCAUGAGUAAAAUCAGGAUUAAAAUGGAGAAUUUUAUCUGCUGUGUCCGUGUAAGUGAAGUUCUGUUCUUACAUUGGUCUGUGACAUGCAGAGAUGAUUGCUGAGGCAAUGACCUGAGGUCUGCACCCUCCUAAACCUUAGAAAUCUGUCUUAGGAAUCUGGAUCUAAAUGUUGCAUCUUGCGCUUAUCUCUAAUAAUAUGUUAAUUGCUUUAAAAAGUGAUAUCGAAGUGGUUCUUAUUAAAUAUAUGAUUUGA